ACCACCACAACCACCAUCCCUCUCCACUCCACCCCCUCAACCCACCGACAGCAUGUCCUCUGCCGUUCUCGCUCGCGUCGUGCGGGCAUCGCGCCUCUCCACACCAGCCUGCCGCAUGCGACCGAUGCGCAGCUUCCAGCCUGCCCUGCUCAGGCCCACCACCGCCUCAGCCUUUUCCACCGCAAGCAGGAAGCUCGCCGACCACGAUGCACACGAUCCACACCACGAGGAGAGCUUUGAGGAGUUCACUGCCAGGUACGAAAAGGAGUUUGAGCAGGUCCAGGAUGUCUUUGAGCUGCAACGCAACCUGAACAAUGCCUUUGCAUACGAUCUCGUGCCCUCUCCAUCGGUCAUCAUUGCGGCACUCCGAGCGGCACGGAGGGUCAAUGACUACCCAACCGCUGUGAGAAUAUUUGAGGGAAUCAAGGCAAAGGUGGAGAACAAGGGCCAGUACGAUGAGUACAUUCAGGAACUCAAUGGCAUCCGAGAAGAGCUCGGCAUCAACCUCAAGGAGACCAUGUACCCCGAGCUGGCGUAAUGGACGCGACGAUGCAUGAGAUGUAAACACGAUAGAAGAUCAGAGCGCAGCAGAGCAGAGGCUGGACAUGGACUUGAAGCAAGCGAGGGAAGUGUGAAGACAGAGGAGCACGUUGUCGCAGCCGGCGCGCUCUGAUAUGCUACAAUAGCCUUGCUGAGCAAUGUACAUUUUUCUCUACUUGGACGCUGUGCGAUAUCAGUGUACACAAGAGGUAUGGGUGAUCUGGGUCCGACACGAUACGGAGCUGUCGUGCCGACUUUCCCACCGAAGAGUGGUGGUAUCCCAGAUCUGCUCGUUCACAGUCCGCGGAACAUUGCGCCGGGUCUGCGAUUGAGAUGCAGCCAUAGACCACAUCAACGUCCCACUAAAUUCUCACAACAGAUUCUUG
Sphaerulina musiva SO2202 is the source of this 926-nucleotide messenger RNA. RefSeq names its product COX5A-domain-containing protein. The record is from RefSeq and is a predicted model, not a curated record. The transcript has 3 exons. Lineage: Eukaryota; Fungi; Ascomycota; Dothideomycetes; Mycosphaerellales; Mycosphaerellaceae. Gene Ontology annotation, biological process: mitochondrial electron transport, cytochrome c to oxygen. Gene Ontology annotation, cellular component: mitochondrial inner membrane. The coding region runs from base 53 to 538 and encodes 161 amino acids.